Messenger RNA from Rotaria sp. Silwood1, 354 nucleotides. The record is from the annotation of a GenBank genome assembly. Lineage: Eukaryota; Metazoa; Rotifera; Eurotatoria; Philodinida; Philodinidae.
AUGGCAGACAAUGGUGCGUCGGUUACUACCAGCACCAUUAGUUCACUAUUGUCUACGGAUCCUGUUCGUUGGUUAAUUGAUCAACAAUCAUUCAAUGGAGCAUGGCUAUUAAAUGAAAGUGAUAUAGAAAAAUUGACCAAUGGUAAAUCAUUAAGUACAUUUCAAUCAACCGUUAUUAAAAACAAAGAUACUUUAACAACAGCACUUGCCAUCGCUGUACUUGAGUUGAAAUAUCCUAAACAAAAGAAUCUCUGGUUUGCAGUUGUGGACAAAGGACGAAAACGACUCUAUAGUUUUGGUCUUACUAACGACCAAAUCACCAGGCUUAUCGAUGAAAUCAAGAAUAAAUUGUAA